This is a messenger RNA of Haemonchus placei, 1509 nucleotides long. The record is from the annotation of a GenBank genome assembly. Lineage: Eukaryota; Metazoa; Nematoda; Chromadorea; Rhabditida; Trichostrongylidae.
CCAUCGCGACAGAUUCUUCGCCUUAAAGGCAUCAUCGCGGUUAACGUACCAUUAGCUAGGAUUUCUCAAAGCAAGGUCAGUUUUGCUGCGUCGGACGUUCCCAUUGAGAAAUUGUCGCUUUCGAGAGGGCUUGUGAUGAACAAGUUUGAAAAGGAUUUCAUGAUAUACCCUGAAUAUACAGACACUGAUGAUGUGAAAGCAAUUCAGGGUUUCACGGAGAUAUUGAGGAAGUCUUUAAACUUGACAGUUGAUCACGAGGAGUUAGAGAAGCUUGGAACCCUAUCGGAUGCAGUCAUAGGGGCGUUGAAUGACAGCGCUGUCUUUGCGGCACUAGCGCCCUCGGAGUACGGUGGUCUUGGGUUGGGAUUUAAAGACCGUGUGAAGAUAUUCGAGGAGCUCAGUGUUGACUGGAAUAUCUAUGCAAACGUUGUAGUGAUGAAUGCUCUAACAAAUACUUUAAUACUAUUUGGAUCAGAAGAAUUGAAGCAAAAAUAUUUUCCUCUUAUUGCCAGCGGGAAGUGCCGUCCUGUUGUAGCUCUAGUACGAGACGAAUUGGUUUCCAGUCAUUGUUUGCCUCUGGCUGCAGCUACUGUAGGAUAUAGCAAACGCCUUCUUAACGAUUUAGCGGCAUUCUGUAACAAAACGUCAAGUCCAAGACAGCAGAGCACCACCGAAUUCGCCCUCAAGGUACAGAGUUUGAACUUCUAUUCGAUACUGCAUUUAAUGACCAUCUGUGGGAGCGAACUCACUGUUCAGGUUUACGCACUCGAAUCAGCCUCUUACUACCUUUCUGGACUCCUUGAUGAAGGGCUACCUGUAGUUUUAGAUAUUGAGAAUGCUCUACUUCACCGAUUAACUCGUGACGUAUUGCGGAGCAGUGUAUUCACAUGUGUAGAUUUGGCUGGCUUACGUGCAAUAAAUCCAGCUUUCCAUUUCGAAAAGGAUAUCCGUGACGUCACCACCUUGCUGUCGUUGGUCGGUGCUUUUUUAGUUGCGACAGUAAUUGUUACAUUUAGGAUUACGAAUGCCUUGAAGAGGUUGUUCCGUCAGGAGAAACUGGAAGAUGAGCUGCGUCAUCCAAAACUAACGCACUACAUCGCUGAACAUGCUCAUCCAUCUUUACAGAUGGCGUGCCAGGAUCUGGAGUUUUCCAUGUCUCGAGUGAACAAUGUAAUCUCCAAGCUUAUGUCUGAAAAAGGCAAAAAUGUUCAACAUGAUUUUGCUUCUCUAGAGCGGCUUGUCACGAUCAUUCAGAAUCAUUUGGUGAUGACAGCGGUGAUUUCGAGGUCCUCACGUUCUUACUCUAUAGGUUUGAGAAACAGCGAUAUCGAGAUCGCCUGGGCAACUUUCAUUUGUUCCAAGGUGUCUCGUGAGAAUUGGUUUUUGUUAGAAGCCUUGAAUGACUAUUAUGGUCUUAUACGGCUCAAUCCGUCCCUGCUCAACGUAGGAAAGGCCGUAUUCGACAUGGGAGGAUACCAAAUAGAAUCCCCUAUAGAACGGAAUUGGUAG